Messenger RNA from Prunus mume (Japanese apricot), 927 nucleotides. RefSeq names its product ylmG homolog protein 1-2, chloroplastic-like. Gene Ontology annotation, biological process: chloroplast fission. The record is from RefSeq and is a predicted model, not a curated record. Gene Ontology annotation, cellular component: membrane; chloroplast. Lineage: Eukaryota; Viridiplantae; Streptophyta; Magnoliopsida; Rosales; Rosaceae.
ACAGAACAGGGCAUUGUACGCAAGACACGUCGGUAGUAUAAUUGGGCACUUCGCUGCUUUCACCAGAACAGAAAGCUCCAAAGUACCCAUGGCUUCAGUCAUGGCUUCUCAUGCUAUCCUCUUCCAAACCUCAAACCCAAUCAGACCCAAACCCAAGCUUAAACCUUUCUGCACCCCCACUCUCAAAUUCAGCCCCAACCCUAACCUUAACCCCAACAAAAUUCCAAGAUUCUCCCUCAGACCCCUCUGCGCCUCUCUCACCACAAACCCCCAAACCCUAAAUACCCAAAUCCCAUCUCAGUCUCCACCACCCCUAGCCCAUCUCCCUACUCGGACACUCACCACCCUCUUCGCCCUAACCCUAGCCGUCGUCCGCAACCUCUCAAUUUCACUAUUGAAAUUCGGAUCCCAAUUCGGACCCUCCAUCGGUUCCGCCGCCGGACCCCUCUUUUUCGCGGCGCUCGGAGACCGCCCGAGCGGCUACUUGAACACGCCGUUGACGGUGGUUGCCGCCGGACUCUCUAAAUGGCUCGAUAUCUACAGUGGGGUUUUGAUGGUUAGGGUUUUGCUCAGUUGGUUCCCCAAUAUUCCUUGGGACCGCCAACCCCUUUCGGCGAUUCGGGACCUCUGUGAUCCCUAUUUGAAUCUCUUUCGCAACAUAAUCCCGCCGAUUUUCGAUACCUUGGAUGUUAGUCCGCUCUUGGCUUUCGCAGUUUUGGGCACGCUGGGGUCGAUUCUCAACAACAGUAGAGGAAUGUAUUGAUUGAGCAAGAAAAAUUGGCGGAUUUGGGUUGGGAAGCAAUUGGGUUGAUGAAGAAAAGGGCGUAUGUGGGAAGUCUAUUUUGAUUAUUCUUUUCCAGAAAUGGAGAUCUCUUUCAAAGAGUUGAUUACAUUUCUCUGUGUUGUGUCAAAAUGUAUGUUUGAAGG